Juglans microcarpa x Juglans regia is the source of this 564-nucleotide messenger RNA. RefSeq lists its product as uncharacterized. NCBI's taxonomy places the organism in Eukaryota, Viridiplantae, Streptophyta, Magnoliopsida, Fagales, Juglandaceae. The transcript has 3 exons. Gene Ontology annotation, molecular function: aspartic-type endopeptidase activity. Gene Ontology annotation, biological process: proteolysis. The coding region runs from base 1 to 564 and encodes 187 amino acids. The record is from RefSeq and is a predicted model, not a curated record.
AUGAAAGCCAAGGUUUAUGUUAUUACACCAGGAGAGGUAGACUUGGAAGCUAACGAGACAGCAUAUGCGACAGUGAUUACUGGUAAGGUUAAAUUGAAGCAGUACAUGGCGUGUGCUCUGUUUGAUUCUGGAGCAUCAAGAUCCUUUAUCUCUAGUAGUUGUGUGCAACGAUGUGAACUCGAGGCAGAGCUAAUGUCUCAAAAAGUAUUAGUAGCUAUUCCAAACGGGAAGGCACUAUGCAAAGAUAGACUGUCGAAGGCGGGAAAUAGUAUUCAAUCUCCUGCUAAAGAAAGAAUCUGUUAUAUAGGUGAGACUGUUCAGUUGGAUCCAUCAAUGGUAACGGCUGGACAAGUCAGGAAGGGUUUAAUGAGUGGGGAUGUCGUUUAUCUAGUGAUGAUGACAAAUGUAAGAAAGGAACCUAAGGGGAUCCAAGGAAUCCCUGUGAUUGAGGAUUUUCCUAGGGUUUUUGCCGAUGAUUUGCCUGGGCUACCCCCGAACAUAGAAACGGAAUUUGCAAUUGAGCUUGAACUGGCCAUAGCCCCAGUCCAUAAGGCACCUUACUGA